Messenger RNA from Chinchilla lanigera (long-tailed chinchilla), 1465 nucleotides. Its product is annotated as synaptotagmin-15. Gene Ontology annotation, molecular function: clathrin binding; calcium ion binding; syntaxin binding. Gene Ontology annotation, biological process: calcium-ion regulated exocytosis; regulation of dopamine secretion; cellular response to calcium ion. The record is from RefSeq and is a predicted model, not a curated record. The transcript has 7 exons. Lineage: Eukaryota; Metazoa; Chordata; Mammalia; Rodentia; Chinchillidae.
AUGCGCUCCGGAGCUGGAGGUGGGCGCUGGGACAUUGGCAACUCCAUGUGGAGACCCAGGACUGGCGGAUCUGGGUGUUCUGGUUACCAUAGUGCCGGAGUGGCCCUGGAAGUCCCAGAGGUGGAUGAGAUCUUCAAGGAGAAUAGUAUCCCUAGAGUACAGGAGCCAUCUCCCCUAGUCAUGAGCACCAUGGAUGAAAAGGCUGUGCUUUCUGACAAGAAGACAUGGGCUUCCCAGGACCUGCAUGGCUACCCUAUGCCUGCCAGCAUCUGCAUCCUGGGUGUGAUGAGGCCACCGGAUAUGCCGUUUGUGGUGACCCCUUCCCUCCAAGCCUGAGACUGGGUGCCCCUGCAUAGCAGAGCAGGGGCUCAGGCCCAGCAGGACCUCUGCCCAACUCCAGACCUCCUGUGCCAUACGUCAUAGUGCCUCUGUUGUGAUGCCUGUGUGGUGGGGGCUGUCAACCCUGAGCUGUACCAGCUUGCAGAGGACAACAGUGAAAUCUACUUCCCUGAUGGCUGCCUGGGCCAGCUCUGGUUCUCCGUGGAGUACCAGCCAGAGGCCGAGAAGCUGCUGGUGGGCCUGAUCAAGGCACAGCAGCUGUGAGCUCCCUCAGAGAUCUGCAGGCCCCUUGUGAGGCUCCACCUGCUGCCCGAUGAAUGGUACUUCCCCCAGUCCAGGAUCCCAAAGCUUGAUGAGCACUUCAUCUUCCAGGUGUCAGGCAAGAGCAUCACCCAGAGGGUGCUGUGGUUCUCAGUGUACCACGUGGACAGGCAGAGGAGGCACCAGCUGCUGGACCAGGUGCUGUUCCCCUUGAGGAGUGAGACCCUGGCAGGUAACAUUCACCACAUCAUUUGGAGAGACCUGGAGCCCAAGAGCCUGGAGCCUCUCUCAGAGUCUGGUGACCUGCAGUUCUGCCUGAGCUACAACAAUUGCCUAAGCUGCCUUACAGUCGUGGUGCUGCGUGCCAGGGGUCUGUAGCUCCAAGAAGACAGAAGCAUUGCCAGUGAGUCCUCUCCCUCCUCCUGGGGAAGGUCUUGCCUCAUCCAGCUCCACAUGGUGAUGUGCUGCAGCCUUCCGGGUCACCUUGGUGAACAGCAUUUAGCUCGUGGGGCUCCCACUCUGAGGAAGAAAUGAUGAACGUGGGCACAGUGUUCCCAGACUGAAAAUUUGUAACAUCAGCAACACCAGUGUGAUUGUUGGAUUGUGGCCCAUAUAACAUCCAUGAAGACAACAUCUCCUGCAGCCCUCAGAUGACAGUCAUUGUGUGCCCUGUCACUGUCACAGGCUCUGUCCUCUCUCCCCCUAGACAGUGGUACUUUUGGCCCAUGCAUCAUUGCUGCAUCACUAGAACAGAACCAGAACUAGAACCAGCAUCCCUUUUUUCUUAUGCAGUCCAGCAACUCCAUACAAGAAGUAGUGACCAUUAUGUGGGGUUGUGUCUCUUUAUUUCACUUUUGAUCUCUGU